Molecule: messenger RNA, 687 nt
Organism: Lathyrus oleraceus (garden pea)
Lineage: Eukaryota; Viridiplantae; Streptophyta; Magnoliopsida; Fabales; Fabaceae
Exons: 2
Coding region: 1-687 (228 amino acids)
Source: RefSeq, a predicted model, not a curated record
AUGGAAGCUAGUGGUGCUGAGAUUACUUGGGAAAUGUUCAAGACUGCAUUUAUGGAUAAAUAUUUUCUUGUUGAUGUGUGUAUAAAGAAAGAGAUUAAAUUCAUUGGGCUGACACAAGGAAAUAUGACUAUGGAGGACUAUGCUGUGAAGUUUGAGGAGUUAUCCAAAUUAUGUGCGACGCAUUCGUUCAUUUCUUUGGAUUGUGCAAUGAGGUUGAAUCUUGAGCUAUCAUUUAUGAGUAUGAGUAUGGUUAUUAAUACCUCUGUUAUGGAUUCGGUAACUAUAUCUAUGGUUUGUUUGAAUUAUCCGCUAAGUAUUUUUGAUAGAGAUUUCAUAAUAGAUUUGGUUCGUCUUCCAUUAGUACAACUGGAUGUUAUCCUUGGGAUGAGCUGGUUGGAGUUCGACCGUGUUCAUAUCAACUGCUAUGCUAGGAAGGUGAUGUUUACAGAGUUCAUGGGAGAAAAAGAUAUGUUUGUAUCUACUAAGAAAGUGAAUGAGUCUAUGAAGAAUGAUGCUCUCGUGCUUAUGAUGUUAGCUUCUUUGGAUGUAAAAGGUAGAGGAGUUAUUGGAGAACUAUCUGUUGUUUGUGAUUUUCCAGAUGUUUUCCCUGACAAUAUCAAUGAUUUUUCGCAAGAGCGUGAGGUGGAGUUUUCUAUAGACUUAGUACCUGGCACUAGUCCUGUUUAG